AAUCAGUCCAAUUAGUGAUCUGCUAAUGAGCAUCUACAUUAUUGCAUUGGUCCUGGGCCUCAUUUUCAAUCUGCUCACUGCUUGGCCCAUUGUCCAGCAGAUCCGCAGCAAGAAUGUGCUAGGGGUCUACCUCCUCAGCCUUUCUGUGUCUGAUCUGCUCUAUAUCCUCACCAUGCCUCUGUGGAUCUAUUACUACCACCAUGACCACAAAUGGACUCUUGGUCAGGGCAUGUGCAGGCUCGCUGGUUUCUUCUAUUACUCCAACAUGUACAUUAGUAUCUAUCUCCUGUGCUGCAUCUCCGUUGACCGUUGCCUGGUGGUCACCUUCCCUCUAAAGGUCAAAGCCUUUCGUCGUUACAAAUAUGCUUGGCUUAUCUGUGGGCUCAUUUACAUCUUUGUUAUGAGCCUACACACUCUGGUUUUGUACACAGACAAGGUGAAUGACCUGAUGGACUCCCAGAAGCAUUGUUAUGAGACCUAUCCCAUGACUGAGCAUGUAGCUUUUUUCAACUUCUUGCGAGUAGGUAUUGGUUUCCUGCUACCACUGCUAGUUCUAACAGUCUGCUACUGGCAGAUCCUGAGCAAGGUACAGAAAAGCACAGGGGUGGAUAAGCAAGGCAAACGCAAAGUCAAGCUGCUGUCAGUGGGAGUCAUUGCCAUCUUUUCCAUCUGCUUUGCCCCCUACCACAUUCUCUUACUGGCACGGUCAAUUGCCUUUAAUAGAAUGGACAAGAAGGCUUACUGCACCUUUGAGCAAGCACAGCACUUUAACUUCUCCUGCACUUUGGCCUUGUCCAGUCUCAACAGCGUAAUGGACCCACUGCUUUAUGUACUGGUCAGUAAUGUGAUUAGGGAAGAUAUAUGGCUGUGUUGGAGAAACAGGCAGACCCCUGGGGAGAUGAGAAGUGUUUGCCAUUUCAAAAUGGAGGACCAGGGUAAACCCCACAGCUUUGGAAACUGAAUGAGGCCUUUUAACAGCUGUGGUCUGAUAUGUGUGUCCUGUUCUGAAGAAUCCAGGCUAAAUUAUAAGCCACUGUGAUAUUUGAAAGAACAGACAUGUCAGUGUGUCCAUGUGAGAAUCAAAGAUCUGUUUCUGAAUUGCAUUUAUGGAUUUUCUGUCGAAUGUCUAACUUGGGCAUGGCCCAAGUGUUGUGAAAUACAGCUUUUCAGUUUAUCAUACUUCUUUUUUAUGUCACUAGAGCAAUGAUGGAUUGCAUACAAAUGUGUUCAUAUUCUGAACCUUUAAAAUCAGUAACUGAAAUUAUUUUUUGAAAUUAUUUUUCUGUGCAACCUACUGUCUUAUGAACUGUUCAUAUAUGAACACAUACUUUGAGGAUAUUUAACAUUCAGUGAGAUGUCUUGGCUUCUACAGUUAUUCAGCUACAGUUAUCAUUAUCAUGUUUGGAGCUAAGAUUGUGUCACUGCUACAAGCUCUAUUAGAACCUCGUGCUAGAGAGGACUGCUCAAUCCCCACCACAAAUGAACACCAGUGUGGACAUAUCAAAGGCAUAUUCUUACAGGUGUAAAUUCCUGUAUCUGUCAUUCCUACUAAUAUUAUGUUUAUAUGUUUAUGUUAGUAUUUAGCUAUUUUAUGUUUAAGCAAAACAAAAGUCAAAUGAAGGACUGAGAGAAAAACACUGGAACUCACAGAAUGAUUUGCCCUUGAGAUGUAAGUUGACUGAGAUGUAAAGAUUAUACCCAAAGAACUAGCUUACGGUAACAUAAAGUGCCAAUAUAUUAAGGUCAGAACUUUGUUUAAUCAGUAAUUUUUUUCUGGCCUAACAAGAAACAAAUUGUAUUUUUUUUAUUUUAAACAUAUAUAGAGCUAAACUGUGCAUGGAGGUAGACCGGGAUUGGGCACUCCUGGUCUAAGCCAUCUUGUGUUGUUCAUCAGACAUUUACAUCCAGGCUUGGCUUUCUAGACAUAUCAGAAGAGGACAACAUGUAAUCAAUGCCAGAUACUGUCUCAGAAGUAUAGACUGUGGGCAUAUAAAAAUACCUCUUUCAUUGUUGGAGGACAAUUGGAUGCUUUUGUAAAGAAGUAAAUGUGUAUACCAAAUAUAUCUUUCCUAAUUGCAUGAAUGAACAAACGUUAAAACAAAACUGAAUUAUACACAUGGGAAAUUUUGUAUUUUGUAGCUGGUUUGUUUUUAUUCCUGGUUUGUCAAUUGCAGCAUCCUCAGGAUCUGAGACUAAAAUUAUUAUUAUUAUUAUUAUUAUUAUUAUUAUUAUUGAUGAUGAUAAGUGCCUUCACACCAUUUUCAAUGUCUGUGACCAUAUUAAUUGGGUUUCUCCAGAAUGUCCUGUGUUCUGUUUGAGUCUUUAAUGGUUCUCAAUGACUGGUUUAUGAUUCCUCUCAUUGUAUCUAUCUAUCUUGUUGGUGGUUGCCCUCUCCCUCUUUUACCUUCAAUUCUUUCAAGCGUAGUCUUUUCCAAUUAAUUGGUUCUUCUCAGAAUAUCUGAUACAGAUCGUUGCAUUCGAAGAUCUUGUUUAGGUCUUGCAUCCUUGAUCUGCCGAGUGCCAAUCUGUGUCGUAUUUCUUGAGUACUGGAUUCUCUGUUAAUAAUUCAUCAGAGAAGGCAAAAGCAGUCCACCAUUUUCACCAAUGGUAAAGUUCUCCAUCUGUGGUAAAGUUAGCAGUCUUUCCUGUCAUCAUAGUUAGUCUGGUUAGUCUUUUUCAUAUUGAGCUGAAGACCCAUCUUUUCACUCUGUUCUUAAACAUUCAUCUUCCUCCAGUCAAGCUUCUCUAUGUUCUGCAUAUCAGGUUGAACAGAUAUGGUGAUAGUAUGCAGCUCUGUCUAGCUCCUUUGCCUAUGUGGAACCAGUGUGUUUGUACAUUUUCUGUUCUGACCAUGGUUUGUUGAUCAAUGUAGAGAUUUCUCAUUACAGCGAUGAGAUACUCUGGUAUUCCCAUUUUCCCGUUUGAGGACCUUUCAUAAUUUCAUGUGGUCAACACAGUCAAAGGCUUUGCUUUAGUGAAUGAAACACGUUGUCUUUCCUGUACUCUUUAGCUUUUUCAGUGAUCCACCAGUUUCAGGUGUCAUAGUCCACAUUAAAGUAUCUGUAUUGUUACUGAGUCACUGAUGUACUGAAGACUCAACAUAGCUCUACUAGGAAGAACAAACAUGUUGGGAGGGCAUGAAUUUUCUGGGCAAUCUCUCUCCUGGUAUGUGGUGAGAAGCCUGUCCCCUACUAGCACUGUAAUUGCAUUAGUCAUACUUGACAGAUAAAUGUUGUAAUUAGCAUGUAGGCCCAUUCAAAACAUGAGCAUCUCAUUCCUCAUUCCUCAUCAUUACAAUUUCUCUCUUAUUCUGUGCUUUAGUGUAUCAUCACCAAAGUGUGUGUGUGUGUAUAUCAGGAUCAGGGGGUAGCUUGUGGUUGUGUGUGUUCUGUUUGUGUGCCUUAUUGGUGAAUGCUCAAAUUCCUCUAGCAUGUGAGACCUUUUAUCUUUAGUCAUGUGAUUUGUGUAUUGAUUGGCUGUAUAAUAUAUACACCUGAGUAAAAAAGGCUGGUCAGAGUCUUUGAAUAUUUGGUCUCACAUUAAACACAAACUAGCUUGGCGAUGUUUUUCAACUUUUGGAAGCCAUCAAUGCUGAGUGGAAAAAUGUUAACUCUUCUUUCUGUAAAAGGUUGCCUGCACGUCUAUCCACAAGACAAUCAAAGUGACUAUUAAAAACUUAAUUAUUUUGCCAUUUUGGGCUUGGCCUAUUUUUUUUGCGUGGGAGUGUAGCACUUAUAAUAAAUUGAAAGAUCAUUCCAUGCACUGUUGGAAACAAGUCAUUUUUAUUUUUCGAAGGAGAACAUAAAUCCCAACAAAGAUGCACAAACAACAACUAUGGCAACAAGCAACAUUUUACUGUGUAGUGUUUAGAGCAAACCAUACACAAUUAUGCACAAUGACAGUAUCAACAAAAAGAGAAAAUAACAGGAUCUCAUGUUUCUUCAGAUGUGUGUUUAUCUCUGAAAUUUCCUCUACUCAGUGAGAUUUUACUGCUAAUUUCUCAUUCCUGCUCUAUGUGUGGGUAAAAAACAUAGGCUUUUCUCAUGGUUUCAGUAGUGUGAAUACAUUAACCUUAUAUUAUGCCAAUUUUACACUUCUUGUGGCCUGUCAGAAUGAGGGAUUGAUUCACACAGCUCACAAAAGGAAAUGACAAAGACACACAAUAGCACUACAAGCACCCUCUUGUUCCCAAUACAUAACAGAUAAAGCAUCACAUACUGUUCACCAUGUGCCAAACAGAAUGGCCACUGAACAUGUCCACAGCUUAGGCAAUUGUGUUUGGUAACCUUAGGCAGAAACUAAAGCUAUCAGGACUGUACCCAGGGAAAUAUAUACAAUCUUUUCAUUCUAGAUUACACAGCUCUUUCAAGAGUGGUUGAACAUCUGUGUGAGUAAAACUGUAAGAGGUAAUGACUUUUACUGGAGCAGGGAUUCUCAGGAGAAGAACAAAAACAAAAGGCUAAGAGGACCAGAGAUGUUCAGUACCUCGAACACACAGGUGUCUAAAGGGACAUGGUUCAAUAUUAACUGAGUUUCAUGCUAAUUUAAUUGGCUGAGAGAAAACAGAAUAAACAUCCACUUGACACCAACAUGGGCAGAGACCAGCUAGCAAGAAGGAGAGAGAUAUUUGAGGAAAAAAGGCAAAAGAAGCAUCAGGAAGGAGUGUCAACAUUUAGUUAUGGUUCUCCUGAAAAAUCCUGAAUGUAGUGCGGGCAAAAACUUACUGAUGGUUAAAGUCCUUCCACUGACAAGUAACAUCGCAAAGUUAGGCUUAUUGUUGGAGAAUAAUGCCCACAACAAGAAAAGUGUUUAUUUUAAAAACAACAAAAAAACAAAAAAGAAUGUCUUCAUAACACAUAAGGCAGAAUGCUUGACUAAAUGUUAAUAAUCUUAUGCCAACAAAAUCUUUUUUAUCAGAUGAGAACAGUAAAUGGUGGUGUGGGAACAACAUAUGAUGUAAACCAUCUUAUGCUUAUUUCCUUGCAUCUGAAUAACAAAUGUGUAUGGUACAUCUUGAGUGGUUUUAUAGAGAGCUGUCAGGAUUAGGACUCUGGGCUGCAUGGUUCUCUGAGAUGAGAGUAAGACAGGUGGCUGGGUUGCGAGAGACACAGUGUGACAGCAGCUGACCCCUACUGGGCUUGCAAGGGCACAAGUAACCCCGCAAGUGAACGCGCACCUUGCUGUGCAGUGAGGCAUAGAUAAAAGGGUUGUAACAGGUUGAGCUCAUGGCCACCAGGUGGCAGCUGACUUGCAGCACAUUGACAUAGUGCUUGUCCACAAUGCGGAAGUCAGCAUCCAGGUCUAGCAGCAGGUUGAGGAUCUGGAGUGGAAGCCAGCACAGGGCAAAGGCAAGCACAGAGGCCACCAGAAGGAAAAAGGUCUUCCGGCGCUGCCUGCUCCAGUGCUGUUGUCUGUGAAUAGGCUCUCCUGGAAGUGUAUGUCUGUGGAGGUGCACACUGAUAGCACAAUAGGAGAUGCUGACAGACAAAAGUGGAAUCAUGUAGGAGGCCAGCAGGAAGAAGCAAGAAUACAGCAGACGCUGCCUCUCUGCACCUAGCCAGAACUCCUCACACACCACUAGCUCCAUGCCACUGGGCCGCAGGUCCACAUAGCGCAUGUGCAGUGAAGGUGGAGCAGCUAAAACCAGUGAGACUGCCCAGACCCCCAGAGCCACAGCCCCACAUCCCCAUACUGAAAUGCGCCUUCUGACAGGAUAUGCCACUACCACAUAGCGGUCAAUGGCGAUGGCAGUAAGGGACAGCACAGAGGCAAAGACGGUGGCACCUUGCAGGAGCGGUAUAAGGUGACAGAGUGGCUGGCCAAAAGCCCAGCCACGUGAGUCAAAGGCGUAGGAGGCAGUGAGAGGCACACAGCUCAAACACAUCAGCAAGUCUCCAGCAGCCAAGUUGCCAAUGAAGAAAUUGGUGGCAUUGUGAAGCUUCUUGUCAGCCAGAAUGCAGGCAAGCAGGAAACAAUUUCCUACACCAGCUACCACAACAACUACUGAGUACAGGGGCAGAAAAAGAGGCUUGAAGCGCAGAAGAAGCUGAGUGCCAGAGAACUUAUCUAGAGGGUCUGUUCGAUUGGAAGCCUGAAUAGUCCCAUUGAAGCCCUCCAGAACUUGUCCGAGGAAAGUAUCCAUUUUAACCUGACAAAAAAAAAAUGACAUGACAUGACACAUGAAUUGACAAAUGACCUGAAACACUCACACACACAAACUUCACCAAUUAUCUGAGACAGACUAAGGAUGUAAAGGAGAUGCUGUUGUCAUGGACCUAUUGGGAGCUUUUAGCAUCUGCCUCUCUCUUCCUUGAAGAGACUCAAGGAUCUUUUAAAGGCAAAGCAGAAAGGUUGCUUCUCUACACUGGAUAAUCAAACUGUUUAAUUUGAAGUCAUGUUUCUAGUGUUAUUAAUAGUGAGAAUUUCCGAUUAAAAAGAAUGUGAGCAAAAGGAAUAUAUUUCCAUGACGCUAUAAAUAUGUCAGCAGUAAAAUAAACAUUACAUAUUUCUGUAGUUACUUUUUUUUAAAAAAUUCACCAUCACUGUCUUCACCAUCAUUUCAUCCUAAGCUCUGGGAUAUGGAUUGAAAAAGCAGAAUGUUCAAAUUACGCUGUUGAUUUCUUGUACGUCACAGACACACACAACAUAAUGAACCAAAUAACACCAGGUGCUGCACUGCCACUUAGAACACAAUGUCUUGGCUUUCUGUGAUUUUAGACUGAGAGUGUGAUGAAACACAAAUGCAUGUCCUUUAAAUACACUCAGUGCCUCACAGGAGAAACAUGCUCUCAGAAAAGCAGCACAAUUUAAACUGUCAGAUGGUGGGGAAUGACAGGUUGUGGAGACUAAUAAAUUAUUGUACAUGUGUUACAUGACAUGAUUUGUGGGACUCAGGUUAGGCAAUUUAUUUUUUACAAUUUAUUCAACCAGCGCAAUCCAAAAUUGUUUCUUGGACAGGUCUGUUUGAGAAUAUAUGUGCAUUUACAGACGUGUUGAUGCUUGUGUGAGAGAGGCUGAAUGACUGUGUCAUUGUGUGUGUGUGUGUGUGUGUGUGUGUGUGUGGGUGUGUGUGAGAGAGACAGAGAGAGAGAAAGAGAGAGAGAGUGUGUACCUGUGAGCUGGAUCCUCAGAGAGCCACUGAUCUUCUGUGUUCAGUCAGUUGUCAGAGUUUUGCUCGCUUCCACAUUUCCACGAUUUUAGUCCGCAAAUUUGCUUACAAAUGUCUUGGUCCAGCUGUCAGACAGCUGUGUGCCUGAGCAGUGUCCUCGUUCGAAUGUUGUGAAAGACGUGCUGACCACCAGCCUCUCAGUACAUAUCAGAGAGGGGGGGUGUCACACCCGCAGCAAGACCUGAGCUUCAGAGAGAGGGAGCCUGCGGAAGCUUCUUUGUUCCUAGACCACCACUCAUUUUGCACCCCCUCUUCCUCCCUAUUAACACAACUGUUUUGUCAUGUCAUUUCUAGUCACAGCAAACUGCUUAUAAUCAUAUUAUUGUUUGUUUCUUUGCAUAACGUUCUAUAGCAUUUUGUGCAGAAUAAAUUGGAUGUCAGCAACAGAAAAAAAAAAAUAUGAAAACAAUAUAUUACCGUUUAAAGGUACAUAACUGAAACUCUUACUGAUCUUAAUACAGAAAUACACACUUCAUCAUUCUUAAACACCUUUUAUGCAUUUAUUUUAAACUUUACUUUUUGCAACACUUCUUGUUUGCCUCACAGUUAGGAAAUAAUCAAUAAUAUUCAAUAUUAAAGUCUGAAUAUUAAAAAGCCCAAAUAUCAUUCAUAUCUUGAUAUAGGCUUCAUAGUAUUAUAGGCUAGUACAUAUUUCAUUAUUCCUUCGUAGUUCAUUUGUUAAUGAAGAACAUAGAACAGACGUAGAAUAGCUUAUAGAAGUAGACUAAUCCAUUCAGCUCAAAAAACAUAC
This is a messenger RNA of Colossoma macropomum (tambaqui), 7919 nucleotides long. It is a transcript of the gene gpr184, whose product is annotated as G protein-coupled receptor 184. The coding region runs from base 26 to 961 and encodes 311 amino acids. Gene Ontology annotation, cellular component: membrane. Gene Ontology annotation, biological process: G1/S transition of mitotic cell cycle; negative regulation of G2/M transition of mitotic cell cycle; G protein-coupled receptor signaling pathway. NCBI's taxonomy places the organism in Eukaryota, Metazoa, Chordata, Actinopteri, Characiformes, Serrasalmidae. Gene Ontology annotation, molecular function: G protein-coupled receptor activity. The transcript has 2 exons. The record is from RefSeq and is a predicted model, not a curated record.